This is a messenger RNA of Laetiporus sulphureus 93-53, 984 nucleotides long. RefSeq lists its product as uncharacterized. The transcript has 3 exons. Lineage: Eukaryota; Fungi; Basidiomycota; Agaricomycetes; Polyporales; Laetiporaceae. The coding region runs from base 154 to 861 and encodes 235 amino acids. The record is from RefSeq and is a predicted model, not a curated record.
GCCAAUUCCAUAAAUUACAAUGUACGAAUUCUCAGAGUACACUGUACUCACAAUGCAGUGAAAUCCAUGUUGCCAUUCCAAUGACCCAGUGGGGACAUUCAUUGGUCGCCACUUGCCACCCUCAGCGAUCAAUCCAAUAGGCGCCCGCUAUCGAUGGUGACUUGCCACUCGCGCAAUUUGCCUCUUGACCACGACGACUUGCACCCUCCGCCGAUACCUACUACAUUUCUUCCAUCUUCUAAGUCGCAUCGAGGUAAAGGAGACUUCUCCUUAGCAAGCCACAUCGGAACGCUCAUCGCCUUCGUCGCUGCAGAAUUUCCUAUGGCUCUCGGAUUCUUCAAAAAGCCUCGCGCCUCGAAUAGAAGUAAGGUCAUGCAGAUGUUGCCAGCCCAUCAAGUCGACCACAAUCCUUCAGAAUGGGCCCGAACAUAUAUGGAGGCCGUCGCAGCCAAGGCGACCUUGAAUGUCGCAGACAAGGUCACGGUCACUGCAAGUCAACAAGUUUUAACGAGCGGAAGGGACAAACCGCUCCCGCCACUGCCCUGGGAGAUGGUGUCGAAGGACCGGUUUGAGGGGAAGGACAGCAGCGGAGAAUGUGAGAAUGAGGUGAAUGAGGAUUGGAUGACUGGAGGCACCCUCCUCCGCGCAUUCCAAUCGUCGGAGCAAGGCACACCGACCGCCUCCGCCGCAGAGUCGACAGUAUCAUUCUUGCAAGAAGAGAACGACAGCGUUCUCGAACACCAGUGGGGAAGGGGCUUGGCUCUGGACAUGUUUAAGAAAUGGCCGAUGGACGCAUCUUUGGCCUCGCAAACGGUGAGCACACCGAUUUGCCGCGUUAUAGGGUUAGAGUUGAUGCAUUGAGAAAUCGCAAGUCGUCCGCAGGAUCGAGCACCCCUCUUGCGACCUCUGUGGGAGACCACAGGGGAAGCACAGGCUCUGGUGCGAGUUCUUCACCGCCCUCGUCCGACGUGAGCCUUGGUGGCA